AUGAUCGUGCAGGCGACGGUGCUCUUCGCGUUCACCUACGUGAGCGUCUCCUUUUGGCUCUCGUGGGCCUCCGACGCGGAUCCGGCAGCUUUUUACAAAACAUUGAGCGCUUACCCCGUCCAAGUGAAUGGUGAUCCGCGAUGGAUUCGACAACUUCGCGAUGACGAUUUGAAUGAUUUAAAGGAUAUGAAGGAUUGGAAUGAUCUCGAGGGGAUUUCACGCGAUCCGCCCUCUCUCCCCAUCGCUGCCGUUGUCGUGAUCGUCGGGGGGGGGUCUCCUCGCAGGCGGGUUCUCGCCGGCUACCGCGCCGCCCUCCUCACCGGCGCCCCAUGGCUGCUCCUCGUCGAGAAAGGAGGGGCAGGAAACAACCGAGAAGGAGAAAAACGAGGGGAAUGGAGCGAAAAAGAAGGCGAAGGGAGAAGCCCCGCGGUGGAGCUCCUUCGUGGGCUGCAGCGCCCUCUGGAAGCGCUCUUUCCCUCUGCCGUUUGCCGCGCCCUCCCCGCGGGGUUUCACGCGGCGGCGGCGGAGCUCCUCAGGGGGGGGGAGGUGCCUUCGUUGGCGGCGUGGCGACGCGCCGCGAGGGGGAUCGCGGCGCUCCACUACGACAACGAUCGUGUAGAGGAAAAAAAAACCUCAGCUGGGGUUCCUCAGGAGAAAACCCAAACCCUCGCCGCGCUGCUCGUCGAGAUGAUGGACGAUGAUACGAGGCGGGCGUCAGCUCCCCUUCAGGAAGGGAGUGAAGGGGAUUUAGAAGAAGGGGAAAUCGUGAUUUAUCCAGACCAGGGUGAGAUGGAAGAGGUGUUGCCGGCCUCACGAGAUUUGGAUUUCGUGGAGAGCGACUUCGUUGAGGAGGAGAUGGAUUGGCAAUUCCCUCGAUUGUGGACGCCUCCUCAUCUUCCGCAGCGUCAAUACGUUUUGCCGGGGAUUGUCGAGGUAGAAAUCACCGAGAAGAUGGACGGGAAGAACCCACCGCUUCACCACCCGGAUCGCGUUGCCGAUAAGCUUCAACAGCUGCUUGAGCAGAGCGCGAUUCGUCGUCUGGCGAGGCAUCAACUUCGUGGGCGUGUGGGGCGUAGCGGAGGGGAUUUCUCCGCCAACCACACCUGCCCGCCUCACGGCGCGGACAAAGACGCCUUGUGGCUGCUGAAAGAAAGUUAUGGGGUGGUGUUUGUGGGCAGCAUCGGGGAGCAAUACCGCAUUCAGCUUUUGUAUCAACGCGUCUUUAACGCAGCGAGGAAAGCCGCCUGGCAAAGGCUUUGUCAGCUGAUUGCCACGCUUAGGGGAGGAUCGCCGAAUUCCACGGAGGGCGGUGCCCCUCCAUCUGGGGAUACCUCAUUGUUUUCGAGCCUACCUGGCCGAUCACUUGCGACGCGGAUCUUUGUAUUUCCCGUGAUUGCGGAACCCGAUCAGAAUAGUUUUCCAAAUCCUCUGUGGUUGCCUUAUAACAAUGAGCUUCCACUCGAUGCACCGACGAAUAGCUACCGGAUUACUCGAUGUAUUGCCUCUUACAGUCAUUAUCUUUAUAAAAACUACCGCCAAUGGAUGGAUUCGAUGCUUGUUGCGACUUUUUCCCUUCGCCAGAUGAAUUAUAUGACUAUCGUCCAUGAGCUGGUCGCUGAUUUCAUGGAUGGUAGGAUAGAUCGCCGAGAUAUCUUACACUUCGUUGAACAUUCGUUUCAUCGAAUCCGUUUGAAAAGGCGGUAG
This is a messenger RNA of Phytomonas sp. EM1, 1704 nucleotides long. The record is from the annotation of a GenBank genome assembly. Lineage: Eukaryota; Euglenozoa; Kinetoplastea; Trypanosomatida; Trypanosomatidae.